AUGUCGGGUUGUGGUGACUUUUUAAAUAUGUUUGAUAACGAGGCGAAUCAGGGGAGUUAUUAUAACAAUCAAGAUAACAAAGCGAGCGUGUUUGAUCUGAAUGCUCCGUUCGAUCCCAGUCUUGCGUCUGAUGCAUGUCAGGAUACUUGGGGUUUGGAUGCCUUUCAGCCUAAUUAUGCUCGUUAUUAUCCAUCGCAACACCCAAUUAAUUUUGAAGCCCCUCCUAUUAGUGUUGGACCGCCGACUGAUAGUUCUAAUUCUCCUCCCAUAAGUGGUGGACCGCCCGAGGGUCCAAAUGCUGACCAGGAACCUAGUGAGUUUCAAAACAAGCAGAAAUUCGCUAGCAUGGAUGAAUUGGUAGAAUGGUAUAGAGACGUCGGACGCGAAAAUGGCUACGCCCUCGUCACCAAACGCACCAUCUACGAUAAAACCCCAAGUGGCCAGCCGUUAAAAAUUUGGCUUACGUGUGAUUGUGCCGGCGAGUACAAAUCAACAACCACGGUCAGACGCAGCGGGACCAGGAAAACCGGUUGCAAGUUCCAACUGAUCGGGACAUACAGAAAUAAGUUAGGUUAUUGGGAUCUAAGGUUUGAGGAAGCUAAACAUAACCACGAACCAUUUCUGUAUCCAGAGGGUCAUCCUUCCCUAAUGAGGCUGACUCCAUCGGAAGAGAGGAUGGUGGAGCAAAUGACGCAUCAGAACAUAAAACCACGAGACAUUCUUGCUGCCAUUAAAGAACAGAACCCCCAUAAUGUCUCAACAAGAAACACCAUAUACAACGCUCGGGCCAAAUUGGGUCGAAUGUGUUAG
Helianthus annuus (common sunflower) is the source of this 810-nucleotide messenger RNA. RefSeq names its product PKS-NRPS hybrid synthetase CHGG_01239-like. The record is from RefSeq and is a predicted model, not a curated record. Bases 1 to 810 code for a protein of 269 amino acids. The transcript is spliced from 2 exons. Gene Ontology annotation, cellular component: mitochondrion. Lineage: Eukaryota; Viridiplantae; Streptophyta; Magnoliopsida; Asterales; Asteraceae. Gene Ontology annotation, molecular function: malonate-semialdehyde dehydrogenase (acetylating, [NAD(P)+]) activity; methylmalonate-semialdehyde dehydrogenase (acylating, NAD+) activity. Gene Ontology annotation, biological process: L-valine catabolic process; thymine catabolic process.